Messenger RNA from Parus major (Great Tit), 8097 nucleotides. RefSeq names its product leucine rich repeat and Ig domain containing 2 (gene LINGO2). Lineage: Eukaryota; Metazoa; Chordata; Aves; Passeriformes; Paridae. The coding region runs from base 4236 to 6056 and encodes 606 amino acids. The record is from RefSeq and is a predicted model, not a curated record. Gene Ontology annotation, molecular function: protein binding. The transcript has 4 exons.
AAGAAAGAAAGAAAGAAAGAAAGUGCCAGUACAUGCUCUCAUUCACCUAAGAUACAAAAAAAUCUCAUUUAUAUCAUAGAUGUAAUCUGAACUAUACUACUACACUUAUUUGUGGACUACUUGGUUACAGACUAUUUUAAGUACUUGAAGUCUAUAUUACUGCUAUCUUUUGAUAUUCCUGUUUUACUGGGCUUUGAAGUUUUGAGAGGUUUUUUUUUUAGUAUUUUUUUUAAUUUUUUUAUUUUAUUUUAUUUCAUUGCUUUCUGAUCAUACAGGAGCUCUUCUUUCAGUCUACUAAAUUCCUAUGACAUAUUAUGAAAAAAAUUUGAAUCUCUUUCUAUUUCAAGCCUUGUAAUAAGUUUAUCCAAGAAUAAAUGAGUAUUAAUUGCUCUCAGGCAUAUGCCAACAGAAAAUUAGAUCUCUAAUAUGAUAAAAACAUGGAUCUGGAACAGGGUUUCCAUUAGUUCUGUUAUUCUCAAGACAAUAUUAUUUUUAUAGAUCAUGUAACAUUGUUGCCCUGAUGUGAAAACAUAAGCAAAUUUCUUCUGGUUAGUCCACUAGGAAAGUAUCAUGCUAGAUAAGUUGUAAGGUGAUUUUUUAGGUGAAUUUUUUAGGACUUUGUAUAGGUGAUUGCAGGGAAAAAUCUGUGAGCAAUUUCUAUGCUGAAAAUCUUCUUUAGAGGAAAAAAAUUUUGAGAAAAUGCCAAUGGGAAAUUUGGUCUAGAUGACCUUUAAACAUCCCCUUCCAAACCAAAUUGUUCUGUGAUUCUAUGUAACUGCAUAUGAUAUGUGAAAUAGGAUUAUAAUUGUCAAGUAAAAUGUAUUUGGAGAAACGUCAGUCUGUGAAAGGAAAUUAGACUUUACGCAAAGAAAAAAAGUCUCAGGUGAUUGCUCUGUAUAUUGGCAAUCACUGCUUCUGCUUUUCUUUUAAUUUCUUUCCAUUGUUUCUCCUAUCAUUUUACUACCUUGUUCAUGUGGCUUCACUAUACAUUUCAUUUUCAUUAAUGAAACAUUUAGAGGAGGGAAUAAGACAAGUGCUUGAAGUGAGAAUAUGCCUUUGUGAAAAUUCUAGGACUUUUCAGGACAGGGAGUUUCUGUUUCCUUCUUAGUGCCAAAUACGAACCAAAAACAAGGCAUAAAAAUUGUAAACAUUUAACUACAAUUCCUUUUGUAUUCUUCUGAUAACCAUCCAGGCUAGAUCUUCAUUUUUUUAACUAUUCUGUGUUUUGUGAAUAGCUGGUUUUGCUCAUAUACUGGCCCAAAGUCAGGGAACACAGGAAAACAAGUUCUCCUAAAGUAAUUACCAGGAAAGAACUAUAACUCAAAGUCUCAGUUUUCUCUGUUUCUUCUCUUUUCCCAAUACAACAAUAAUUUAUGAUUGAUCCUACCAUAAUGACAAAAAAUGUAAAAUGAAGCAAGAACUAAGUUUAAUUCUUGCCCCUGACCUUUCAGUAUGAAAAAGUGCAGGAUGCUAAGCAGACAUUUGUGUUCAGCAUGCCGAAUUUAGAUCUUCUAUCAUAAGUCACCCUUUAUGCAUAAUCCAGAAGUUCAGUUGUUGAAUCUCUUGAAUGGCACAAAUAUUUUAAGAAGAAAUAUCAAAGGUCUUGUCUGCCUCAAUCCCAAACCCGUAAGAAUUUGUGCUUAUUUCUGUUCUGUAUUUGCCUCUUGGAGUUACCUUGUCUGCCUCUUCAUCUUCAUUAACAGCUGAAUUUGGCUUGUGCUGCUUAGAUUUUUUAUCAAGAACUCUACAAAAUUCCUAAUAAGUCAAGAUGGUAUUCUUACCACCUUCCUCAAUCCCUGUGUAUAACACAGGUCGGUAUUAGAGUACCACUUAGCAGUGCGUAUCACACAACAUAAUUCCUCAUAAUGCAUUAACAGGAAAAUUAUUUAAAUGGUGUAUUCUGAAAGGAAAGUAGUUAAUUGAACAGUGAGGAAAUUUUCUAGUGUUCCUGAUUUAUAAGAGUAAAAAAAAAAAUUUCCAAAACUAGUCAUGAAACAAUAGGGAAAUCAUUCUGGUAGGCUUCAUACCACUAAAACAGAUUAAUAAAAAAUAGCUACUGUUAGAAAACAUAUUGUACAUUAUAAAGAGGUUGAAGUAACUAUUUUCGCUAGUUUUAAAAGUAGUCUGAAGGAAAAGCUUUUCUGUCACAUAAAUUUGGACUUGAAAAAAUUUUAUUGAAAACAUUGAUCCAGAUAUAGAAGCAGGAAUAUCUAAAAAUCGACGGAUAGAAGAAACAUUUCAUGUACUCAAAUUAGGAAUAACAGUAAGGUAAAAGAAAAUUAUAUAAAAUUUUUUUUAAAUAAUAAUCAAAAACAAAUAAAUUAUGUUAAGUAGCCCUUACAAAUAUGUAAAAACUACACAUAGAAACAUGGAAUUGUUAAAAUUAUAGCUUUUUAUUAACUUCUUUAAUUAAAUGUGUCAUGGAAAUGUAUUUUUCAACACCUAGCUUAAACAAUCUUUGUUCUGAAUUCAGUCCUGAUCCAGCAUACGAAUUGGGAUGUUGAUCAAGGGACCUCCAGAGAUCCUUUCCAGACAGUUAGUCUGCAGCUUUAUGUUUCUUCAUGGAAAAAUUCAAAAAUCUUGAUAAUUUGGGCACAAUUCUCAACAUGAAUCACAAUACUGUGGCUGUAAAAGCUGAAAGGCAACAGAAUUUAAGAAGCAGAGGCUAGUCUGCUACAAACAGCUGUCUUAAGUGAGAUCUUAACAACAAAAAGUGAAGAGAUGGAUUUUGUAUUAGUUACAGAAAUAAAUUUUGGAAGCAUAUAUGUGAGUUUUGUGAUAGCAAAUCUGUGAUUUAGAAGAGCACACCUAAAAAUGUGUCUGAGGAAAAAUUAACAUUGCUUGUCCUGUGUUUGUUCACCUUAUUUCAUGAAUCUACCUCCGUUUAUACAGUUUUCCUGGGAUAUGUAAAAAGACAUUUGCAAAGCAAAGAAAGCUUCCUCCCUGACUUCUCUGACAUCUCAAAAUUAAAAUAACCCUAACUAGUCUAAACUUGUCAAGCCAAUAUGAUAAACCAAUAGCUGAUUAUUUCAGAAAAAAAUAACAUAUCAGCUGAGAUCUCAAAUGACUUGUCAGUUUGGUACUCAUUUUUGGUGAUAUCUUCCAGUUUUGUACAGCCAAGUGCUUCUCAAAACCAAAAACGGUAAAAGUUAUUUAAAGGCCAGAGUCUAAAAUGUCACCUUUGUUUUGAAAGAAAUAUCUUGAAAAUAAGUCAAUAUUUUCAGGUCACACUUUGUGCCAGGUAUAUAUAUGAAAGAUUAUUUUAAUUGUAUUAACUAAGUAUCUGGACUAUCUGUUUAUUAUUUUUAAGAAUGCUACUACAACUGUUACAUAAACAGAAAGAGGAGGAUUUUUACUGAAGAAACACCAUGUUGUAGAUUUCAGCUCCCCUGACAUACCCUUCCCCUCCUCCUCACACAAAAAAAGCCAUGAUUUAAUUUUUUAAAUCAAUGACUGAGAGUUGUACUGCUUUAUAAACUCUUCCCUAAGUAAUAUAAACCUGUAAUAGCAUCAAGUACCCUUUGAAAAAAAUGAGACAUAGAAGACCACUUCUAGUCCUAGAUGUCAAUGUGCAACAAGUUUUACCCCCUGCCAUGUACAACUACAACUUCAUAAAUUACAUUUCUAAAGAUUCCAUUAUUAUUUACUAAAUUUCCAAAAUAGUGCGAAACUGAGGAGAUGUAUUAUGCAACUUUAACAGUUUAUCCUGAGAUGCUUCACUUUUUUAUGCGUGUUUAAUGUCAAAGAUGUGCCAUGUACUCACUCCUGACAUAGAAAAACACCAAAAUGGAAAAGAUGAUCUGUCACACUGAUCCAGUCAAGGAUUUCAGUUACUCAAGUUAUUUUGUCUAAAAUAUGACUUUAUUUUAUAUAUUUUAUUUUUUAGGAGUUGAGUUUUUUUAUUACUUAUUUUCUUAUCAGGUCAAUAUUAAGAUAGUCUAAAGGAGGCAAGUAGUAGAAGACUUUCAACACAAUUGUGAAAAAAUGAGCAGUGUCAACCUGGUGCAGUGAUUGUCUCCAGGACUUGAACCCACUAAGACUUAAGGUCUGUUUCAAGCAUUCUGAGUAUGGUGCCAUGAGAGAUGCUGUUGUCCAUGAGAGGCUGGGAUUAUUAUGAUCAAGUGCUGUAUUUUGACUUCACCCUGGCUAAAAGAUUUGUGGGGUAAAGAGGAAGUGUUGGACUUUUAAGAGUUAAACAGGCCUUUGACGGAGGGUUAGCCCAGAUCAGUGGAGUCAUGCGUCACACAGCUCUAUCAUGCUGGCAGCCGUUCCUGGGUCUGGCUGUGCUGCUUGUCUUCACAAGCCCCACUGUGGGCUGCCCAGCCCGCUGUGAAUGCUCAGCGCAGAACAAGUCUGUCAGCUGUCACCGGAGACGUCUGAUGUCCAUUCCAGAAGGCAUUCCCAUCGAGACAAAAAUCUUGGACCUCAGCAAGAACCGACUGAAAAGCGUUAACCCUGAGGAAUUCACAUCUUACCCGUUGCUGGAGGAGAUUGACCUCAGCGACAAUAUUGUCUCCAAUGUUGAGCCUGGAGCUUUUAACAAUCUCUUCAACUUGCGCUCCUUGAGGCUGAAAGGAAACCGUCUGAAGCUGGUCCCCCUUGGGGUGUUCACUGGAUUGUCAAACUUAACAAAGCUUGAUAUAAGUGAAAACAAGAUUGUCAUUUUGCUGGACUACAUGUUUCAAGAUCUGCAUAACCUAAAAUCCCUGGAGGUUGGGGACAAUGAUUUGGUGUAUAUAUCACACAGGGCCUUCAGUGGGCUGCUUAGCCUGGAGCAGCUCACCCUGGAGAGAUGCAACCUCACAGCCGUACCAACAGAAGCUCUUUCUCACCUCCACAACCUCAUCAGUCUGCAUUUGAAACAGCUCAAUAUUAAUGCUUUGCCGGCAUACGCCUUUAAAAGACUGUUUCGCCUGAAGGACCUGCAGAUAGAGGCCUGGCCCCUCCUGGACAUGCUGCCUGCCAACAGCUUGUACGGUCUCAACCUAACUUCUCUCUCCAUCACAAACACCAACCUCUCUGCAGUACCUUACUCUGCUUUUAAGCAUCUGGUUUACCUGACACAUCUCAACCUCUCUUACAACCCUAUCAGCACCAUCGAGGCAGGCAUGCUGUCAGACUUAGUGCGCCUGCAGGAGCUCCACAUUGUGGGGGCACAGCUGCGCACCAUUGAACCACAUGCUUUCCAAGGGCUCCGAUUCUUACGCGUGCUUAACGUGUCCCAAAACCUGUUAGAAACCCUAGAAGAGAAUGUAUUCCAUUCCUCCAAAAGCCUUGAGGUCCUCUGCAUUAACAACAACCCGCUGGCCUGUGACUGCCGCCUUCUUUGGAUUUUGCAGCGGCAACCCACCUUGCAGUUUGGUGGUGAGCCACCAAUGUGUGCUGGCCCAGACAGUGUCAGAGAGAGGUCAUUCAGAGACUUUCAUAGCACAGCUCUCUCCUUUUACUUCACCUGUAAGAAGCCCAAGAUACAAGACAAGAAGUUGCAGUACCUGGUAGUGGAGGAAGGACAGACCGUGCAGCUGAUGUGCAAUGCUGACGGGGACCCACAGCCUACCAUCUCCUGGGUUACCCCACGCCGGAGGCUGAUCACAACUAAAUCAAAUGGUAGAGCCACUGUGCUGGGAGACGGCACUCUGGAGAUCAGAUUUGCCCAAGACCAGGACACUGGGAUUUAUGUCUGUAUUGCAAGUAAUGCAGCCGGAAAUGACACCUACUCAGCCUCCCUGACGGUAAAGGGGUUUACUUCAGACCGUUUCCUUUAUGCCAACAGGACCCCUAUGUAUAUGACAGACUCCAACGACACAAGUUCUAAUGGAACUAAUGCAAACAGCUACUCUCUGGACCUUAAGACAAUAUUGGUGUCCACAGCUAUGGGCUGUUUCACAUUCCUUGGAGUGGUUUUAUUUUGUUUCCUUCUUCUUUUUGUGUGGAGCCGAGGGAAAGGCAAACACAAAACCAGCAUUGACCUUGAAUAUGUCCCUCGCAAAAACAAUGGUGCUGUGGUUGAAGGGGAGGUUUCUGGACCACGAAGGUUCAAUAUGAAAAUGAUUUGAUGGUAUUCUGCUAGCAGUGCUUUUUCUGUGGCAUUAAAACCAAUUAAAACAGCCUGGCAUGUGGAAUUGCUAGGCAGAAGCAGCUUAAUGCAGCUGUCAGUGUAUCAAAAGGUUAUAUGAAAAUAGAAAGACUAUUUGUGGUUAUACAACAGAGCCUCCAGACCUUGAGGCAGAUGUGUCAGGGCCUUUCAUAGAACUGGGAAAUUGUACUAACUGUUUGCAUUGCAAAUAUUGGCAUUCUGGGGAUAUCAGCAAUGAACCACUGGCUCAUGCUCAUGGACAAUUGUUCAACAUUUUCUACUGCUACAAAAGGAAAAAGAAAAAAACCUACAGUGUAGGAUUUACAUACUUAAAGAAAAAGACACAUUUGUCUAAACCACACUCUACAGUGAAAUUUGUAUCCAUAUAUCUCAUUUGGUAAAACUUUGCAUCUCCCUUCUAGCUGGUUCAAAACAACAAAAAAAUUGGUAGCUUUUUUUUUUUUUUUUUUAAUCUACAUCUAUACUGUGUACAUUUUGAAGCAAUACAAAUGAGAGGUUGUGCUUUUAGAUAUCCACCAAUACUGACCCAAGUGUGAUGUCACCCAUCUUUUAACUACCAUCCAACCCAAAUUAGAUCCUUGUAGUUACCAAUUAGAAAUAAUAUAAGAUAUUUUUCUCCUCUUCACGUAGAAGGCCAGAGCUGAAUAGUUGAGAGCAAAACCACUCAACUCUGUCGGUCUACUCUUCAUAUAAAUAUAAGGCAUGUGCCUAGUUUUGAUACAGAAUGGAAUAUUUUUUAUAUCUGUGAUAUCACACUGGACCAGUUUACUGUAAUACAGCCCUGGUUCUCACACAGGGAAGGCAACCCACUAGUUAAUGCUGGCAUGGAGGAGUUGAGUUCUACCUUGAAGAGAGAAUCAGUUUCUUGAUUUUAAUUUCAAAGCUACUGUUAAAAUGUUAAUGUGUGCUGGGCCAAAUAAAGAGCAUAAGACAUUCUGCGGACUCCUUGAGAAAUAUGGUCAUCUUACUCUUUAUACAAGUUAAUUUAAACAUACAAACACUCUGUUACUAGGAAUGAACUCUUCUCCAAUGCCAAGUAAACUACAGUUGUUCAUGCAUAAUAUGGGGAUUUAUAAUACUAAAAUAAUGUUGAAAACAUGGUAGCCUCAAAAAAGGCUAACAUACUGCCAGAUAUAAUGAACCUCUAGCCACUGUCAUUCUCAUCUUGUAUAUUUGUAGAUAACACAAAGACGCAAAGCUAAUUUCCAAGAACAAAUUACUUAGCUAUUCUUGAUGCCGUUUUAAUAACAAUGUGGUUAUGUUUCUUUCAGGGGCAGUAUCUUAGAACAAGAGGGGAGAGUUUUUCCAGAUUUUAGGAAUCUUUUUUAAUGGAGAGAAGACAGAAGUGGAAUAUUAGUUCAGUACAAGUAACCUUUUCUUUGUUCGUUUUAUGUUUCCAAAGAAAUCCUCAAAAGACUAAGAAGUGAAAUUUUACUCUUCAUCAUUAAUACCAUGAUUUUUAUUUUUACAUCCUCAGCAAUUGCAAGAUGCAAAGUUGUUCAGCCACCUCUCAAGUUUUCCACCAGUUAUGAGCCAUAGGUUUGUCAUACAUGGUUGAUAGCAAAUACCAUUUUUAAAUGAUUGGCAUAACCUGGAGUAAGGAUGACAAUGACUAUAUAUAUAUAUAUAUGUCUAACCAAGAUAAAUAUGAAAAUAUUAUAAGACAGAACAUUCAGAUUAAUGUGAUUUAUGAGCCUGUGUUCAAUCUUAGUAUUAGAUUUCGGUGUUUUCAAACCAAAGUUAGGCUGACCUAUAAAAGGAUGCAGGUGCUUCUAAAAUUAAUAUCCGCAGAGAUUUGAAAAGCAGGAUAAAAAAAUCUCCCACUUCUAUCAAGGGAAAUGUGCCAAAAGUUGUAAAAUCCAGCUGUGCUCCUCAAAUGUACCCAUGACUUAGCUGCAGGACAAAAGGCUAGGCAGUUCCCAGAAUCUCUUUUUUCAGUGGUUGAUCAUUGGUUGCAUCGUUGCUUUAUUUUAGGUUGCCAGACUGAGGAGGUUGCAAGG